AGUCAGAAAAUCAAAGGCUCUUUUACAAGACAUUGGACGAUUUAUUAUAUUCCACACAACAAAUGGUAAAGAACAACAAACGAGUGGAUUUUAUUAUAAGAGAUUUAAAUAUCAAUUCGUCUUAUAAACCUGAAGAAAAGCUUUCAUCGUCAUCGAUUAUCAAUAACGCAAUUAUAUGUGACCCAAAAGUCGUUGAUAGAAUCAAGCAAAGAAUAAUAGACACAAUCGUGUCUACGAGCGAAGACUUCGAGAAAGCGUGGCAUGAAAAUCUUCCAAGCAUCGUGAAGGACUUCGUUCACGAUGUAUCUCUUCGACAUGCGGACUAUGUAAAUAACAUCCUUCCAAAGCCUACAAUAUGCAACCCGCAAUGUGUUAGUACCAGGAAUUUUCUCCAUAAAAUUACAAGAUUCUUUGACGCUUUGAUAUCAGCUAAACGCGAAAAAACGAAAGAUUCUAGUUCGCAUGUAACAUUGGCGGAGGAUAAGAUAGAAGAGGAAAUAUUCGAGAAAUCGAAAUCGAUUAUCUAUACGGAAGAGAAACCAAGCACUAUAAUGAUGGAGGCCGUUCAAUCGGCUACGAUCAUAAUACAGCGAAAGACCUUCGUGGAUUCUCAGGUAUCAGUAUCUUCGAUUCACUUUGUCCAGGAAUCGCAAUAUCCUUUAACAAGCUUAGAUGUGACAGGUGAAUUGCGCAAAACUGUAAGAAUUCAAGUAAGUUCAUUAAUAAAAGAACCGAGUAGAGAUGAAAUCGCGUAUAAAGUAUCAAGCAUAAACUUAAAACCAGAGAAAUGUGAUUUCCAAGAUGCUGCAGUUAUAACUGGUUUAGCAGCUAUUGCUGUUAAAAGAGAGACAGUGGAAGAAGAAGAAAGGAGAAAAGACAGUACAAUUUUUUUCCGAUCAAUAUUAGAUACAGUUACUUUUGCUGUUUUUCAACAUAUUGCAAUUAUAAGCACUAAAGAUGCUAAAGUUGUUAAAGAUAAGAAAGAUGAGGAAAAAAAAGAUGUUCAAGUUGUUAAAGUUCCCAAAGUUGCUAAAAUUGAUAAAAAGAAAAAAGAAGAGACAGAUGUUAAAUUUGCUAUAAAUGAUGAAAAAGAAGAGAAAGAAAAAUAUAUUAAAGUAGCUAAAGAUCAUAUAAAAGAAGAGGAAGAGAAAUAUAUUGAAGCUGCUAAAGUUUAUUUAAAAGAAGAGGAAGAGGAAUAUAUUAAAGUUGCUAAAGAUGAUAUAAAAGAAGAGGAAGAGGAACAUAUUAAAGUUGCUAAAGAUGAUAUAAAAGAAGAGAAAAAGAAAUAUAUUAAAGUUGCUAAAGAUCAUAUAAAAGAAGAGGAAGAGAAAUAUAUUGAAGCUGCUAAAGUUUAUUUAAAAGAAGAGGAAGAGGAAUAUAUUGAAGCUGCUAAAAAUAAUAUAAGAGAAGAGGAAGAGGAACAUAUUAAAGUUGCUAAAGAUGAUAUAAAAGAAGAGAAAAAGAAAUAUAUUAAAGUUGCUAAAGAUCAUAUAAAAGAAGAGGAAGAGAAAUAUAUUGAAGCUGCUAAAGAUAAUAUAAAAGAAGAGAAAAAGAAAUAUAUUAAAGUUGCUAAAGAUGAUAUAAAAGAAGAGGAAGAGAAAUAUAUUGGAGUUGCUAAAAAUGAUAUAAAAGAAAAGAAAAAUGCUUAUGUUGUUUUUGAUGAUACGACAAUUGAGACCACUGUAGAUGAUUCAAUUAUAGAUACUAUACAUAAAAGGAAAAAAUAUAAUAAUAAAAUUGUAUCUUAUAAAAAGCCGAAAUAUCGCAGCAUCGAUUCACUAGAUUUCAAUCGAUAUGAUGAUAUUUCAGAGACUCUCAUUAAAAAUGAUUAUUUUAUCACAAAGAAAGAAAAAAUGCCAUUAUAUAAGAAAAUACAACAUCUCAGCGUCUCGACAUUCUUCUCAUGCACAUCAUUUGAACCAAUAAGAAAAUUCUGUUGUGAAAUACUAGAGACGAAAAUAUGUCUGGAAGAUCGAAGCAGUUUACUGAGAAUUCUACAGCCAAUAAGUUGUUUAAUCCCAAGUAACAUCUAUCUCCGGAAAUAUUCUGAUAUUCCGAUCACCUCGUUUGACCCGCAGAUUGCAGCGACACAAGAAACUACUUUAAGUAACAUUCUUCAUCCUUCCCCGCAAAAUUCGCGCACAAUCGGAUACCAUGUCAGCGGUAUUGAGUUGACUAACAAUAAGAACGCUUUUUUAAGACAUAAUAACAUCAACUGCUGCAGAAAACAUAGAGCAAUACACGAAAAUUCAUCAUAUGCGCCAUACGAUACGCAUUGCAAGUUUGGCGUGAAAUAUUGUUGUCCGCAUUUAAAUAAUAUCGGCAACAUUCAAACGGGCUAUUAUCAUUGCAACAAUAAUUAUUCAAUACGGAACACUCGACACUGCGAAAGGAAUCAAUUACAUUAUUGGUCGAGGGAAAAUUUAUAUUUUAUACAUCCAUGCACAUCGAGACAUUCGUUGCGAUAUUACUGAUAUUGAUAAUAUUGACAUAUAUGACAUUUAACUUGACUAAAUAAUCCGAGAUCAAUCGCAUCGGCAAUAUAAAAUUAACGUACUGCAGCAUCGACCGCUUCACCAUUAUAAUUUACACCCAUAUAAUUUUUUACUGCGAUCAGGCUUACGAUGUAAGGUAGGUCGGAUAUUAUGAUGAAGGCUAUGAAAAAUUGAAAUGGGUAAAUGCACACGAUGUAAUCUGUAUCGUAUUAGUAUGACGCGCGUCAAUUCUAAUUAUAUAUACUACGUACUAAUUUUAGUUAUUAACCCGCUCGCAUAUGGCAAAUAGAGUUUUGCGCCCUGUCGGACGUAUAUGUGCGCAUGCAUAUUAAUAAUUAAAAUUAAUAACGCGCUAAAUAUAGUUACGAUAUACGAGACACUCGACACAUUGAUGUCGGACGACAAGACAAUGUAUCGUACGAUAUAUAUUAACGCGGACAGAGAAUGAUUAUGCGAGUUUGCACAGGAGCUUGUAUUAUGCAUUAUGACAACUAAUUUAUAAUAUAGUUUACUAAUAAUGACAAAUUGCUUGUGGAGCUACAGUUGGAAAAAUAGCCAAAUAUUGGAGAAAUAUAUGCGGGUCACAAGAAAACGCCUAACGCAAAUAGUAGUGGCCAGUCGCAGAAGGCGAUGAGAGUCGAAUAAAGUGGCAAAGAUUGCUCAAUAGUUUUUUUUGUCCGUUGGCAAAUUUACUUUGCUACAAUUUGGAAAGAGUUUGUGAGAAGAAAUUGGCGUGUGUGCGCGAAAAACCGUUCUACAAAAAAUACCAAACAGUGGCGAAAAGAACUCGCGGGCAGUCGGAGAACUUUGUAUCGUGACGAGAACGUUAUUGUAUUCUAAAACGGUCAUCGCGGUUGGCGAUUGCGGUGGAAGAAGCCUCACGGAAGUUCGCCAAGUUCCUCACCUGUCGGAUGCACUACCGACGAGCUCCGAAAAUCGACGAGAAAUGGAGAAAUGGAAGCUAUGUGUUUCCCUCACUGGAUACUAUAUACUAUUCGUUUACGUAAUGCGUGAUACGAUCAACAAUCGAAGGCUGCAUGUGCGAAAGCUUACCUCGGGAGAAUCUCACGUCUUAAGCAGCCUUUGUGCUCGGAGAGUCCAUCGAGACGAAAACUUUGUCGAAGUUCGUGGCAAUCUGCUUGGCGAACUUCCCGGGUGACCGAAAUAAGAGCAGGGGGUCCAAACUAGUCUCUUCCCGACAACCAAGUACAUCGUGAACCACACAGGCAACAUUAAGCGCAUGUCUACCGCUGAAAUAAGCGUCCCGGUCGUAUAACGGGUAGCUUUAUGUAAUGGCAAGACUCAACGUCAUUCUAGCGGAUAUAUCAGACAGGCGACGUCAAGCGACGGAAGAUUUACUAUUCAACUUCGACGUCUCGCACAGCACGGAACUUCCUGCGGAGGCAAAGGAAGCGCGAUAAACGGCUCGACGAAACGGCGCAUUGCCAGAUGGCACGUUCCGCGUUAAGUAUUCGGGAAUGCUGAUGUCGGCAACAACGCCGAAAAGGGUUGUAGGAGAACAGAGUUGCUUCGUGGACGAUGAUAAUGACAAUGUGCAAGCUGAGGAACGCGAUCGUACUGGAUCGCGCAAAGUAACAGCGAAGAAACUUGAUAGCGUCACUUUUCGCAAAGAUAUAUUCGAUAAAAGAUUAUAACAAAAAAAAAUGAUCAAGAAGAGUGCGAAAGAUCCUACGUAAUGCUCCUCGACGUUUCUAUCCGUCAUCUUAUCAUGCUAAGUCGAUUAAACACGGGUGACAACACGCUGUUUCUCCCUCCCUUCCUCUCCUUUACCCUCUCACGCCGAGCGUCGUGUAUAUCGUGGCUCAUCGUCCAACGACGUGCAACACGGCCGUGUAUCCACCGCUGUCUGACCCACCUCCGUGCAAUCUGCCGACGUGUAAUCCGCCAGCGUGUAAACUACCCUUGUGUAAACUGUCCCUGUGUAAAUCACUGCCGUGUCCAGUGCCAUCGGUCCGCCGCCAUCGUCCUGCGACACGUCUCACGUCGUGUUCAACGUCUUCGGACCGUUCAAUUCCGACCAAGAACCGGUCUCUUGUCGAGAAACUGUAUUCGAUAGCCUCAUGAAACACGUGCGAUGAGAAGCGGGUCAAUAGCGGUGAAAGGACUACUCGUUAAUUUGAUCAAGAUUGAAUUAAAUACCGAUUGUGUGAAGUUAAGAAGAGAUCCUUCUUAUGACCUACAAAAGUCUUCCUUCUUGCGGAGGAUGCCGCGGUCAAUCGCGCGGAAAAAUAUAUAGUCGCGCGAGCACCAAUACGGAAACAUGCUGCUCACCAUUGGGAAGCAGUCCGGAAUACUGUGGCGUUGGAAAUCCAAGCUGCGGAGGAUGCUGCUAAUGAUUCACCGCUUUAAGGAUGCCCACGCCCGCUGCACGCUCAAGAAAUUAAUAAAUAAAGCAGUUUCCACAAGACGUAACUGGCAGAUUUAUUACUUCCGAAAACAUGCAAUUUGC
Messenger RNA from Cataglyphis hispanica, 4965 nucleotides. RefSeq lists its product as uncharacterized. Lineage: Eukaryota; Metazoa; Arthropoda; Insecta; Hymenoptera; Formicidae. The coding region runs from base 63 to 2474 and encodes 803 amino acids. The transcript has 3 exons. The record is from RefSeq and is a predicted model, not a curated record.